Lodderomyces pseudojiufengensis is the source of this 1023-nucleotide messenger RNA. Its product is annotated as uracil-DNA glycosylase. The transcript has a single exon. Gene Ontology annotation, molecular function: uracil DNA N-glycosylase activity. The record is from RefSeq and is a predicted model, not a curated record. Bases 1 to 1023 code for a protein of 340 amino acids. Gene Ontology annotation, biological process: base-excision repair; base-excision repair, AP site formation via deaminated base removal. Lineage: Eukaryota; Fungi; Ascomycota; Pichiomycetes; Serinales; Debaryomycetaceae. Gene Ontology annotation, cellular component: nucleus; mitochondrion.
AUGAUAAAAAGAACCUCGAAUACAGCCUACCUUGAUAUUGAAACACUUGAAACAAAGAAACAAAAGCUAGAAAAUCAGACUGGUAAAGAAAAUGAAUUAGCUGGUACAAAUAAGAUUGAAGAAUCAAUUGAUACUUCAACAAACUCGACUGAAACAAAUACACCAACAGUUGAUGAUCCAAAUGACAUAGAGUUUUGUGAAAAACUAGGGUUUAAUAAAUCAAAUUGGAUAAAUAGUCUAACAGAAGAGCAAAAAUCGUUACUUCAAUUAGAAAUAAACACAUUAAAUAUAACAUGGUUGGCAUUAAUACAUAAAGAAUUAACAAAACCAUACUUCCUAAAUUUAAAAUCAUUUUUAAAAUCACAAUCUUCAACCAAGACUAUAUUCCCAAAAACUCAAAAUAUUUAUUCUUGGUCUAAUUUAACACCAGUUUAUAAAAUAAAAUGUUUAAUAUUAGGUCAAGAUCCAUAUCAUAAUCAUAAUCAAGCUCAUGGUUUGGCAUUUUCAGUAUUAGAACCAAAUAGACCGCCACCUUCAUUAAUUAAUAUUUACAAGACAUUAGCUAUUGAUUAUCCUGGUUUUAAAAUACCUAAUUUUAAAGAAUUAUCAGCAUUAGGUAUACCAGGUGGUGGAAAUUUAACUAAAUGGAGUAAACAAGGUGUAUUAUUAUUAAAUACUAUAUUAACUGUUGAAGCACAUAAAGCAAAUAGUCAUAAAAAUAAAGGUUGGGAAAAAUUUACUGAAAAAUGUAUUGAAUUAGUUAUUAAAUAUUAUUUAGAAAAUGAAAAAAAUGGAUUUGUUAUAAUGGCAUGGGGAUCACCUGCUCAAAAAUCUAUUGAACCAUUUAUUAAAUUGAUGAAGAAUAAUGAUGAUAGAGAUGAUAAAUUUUUAGUAUUAAAGACUGUUCAUCCAUCUCCUUUGAGUGCAAGACGUGGAUUUUUUGAACUGAAUGUUUUUAAAAAAUGUAAUAAUUGGUUAGUUGAACAUGAUGAAAGUGAAAUUGAUUGGAGAAUUAUCGACUAA